GCAGAUCUGAAAAUCAGGCAACCGAAAGAUCCUGGCGACUGAGUCAGGCUCCCAAUUCUUCUCCUCGCCAGUGCCUGCUCCUCACGGCCGACAAACGUAUUUUGGUAGGCCACAGCCAAUCGUUCACGUGUGGCCUGCGAUCACGUUCUCCUAACUUCGCAAGGGCGCGACCACCUAAGACGGCCGCCCUUCCACAGUCCCCUCAGAGUCUGGCGCUUCAGCUUUCGCAGACCAAAAAAUAAAUUUCGGCAUCAUACAUUUAAGCCUGUAGCUAUCAACACAUUCACUGCUUCGCUUUUCCUUGGUCAAUCAAUCGUGGGCUUCUUACAGCACAAGCACAAUGAAGCUUCAUACUAACACUGUUCUGCUUGGUGCACUGUUAGCACCGCAGGUGUCUGCCUGGGGAAGUCUUGGACAUAUUGCGACAGCCUUUGUCGCUAGCAAUUUCGUGUCCAACACUACCGAGGCCUACUUCAAGGAGCUUUUGAGAAACAACAAUGAUGACUACCUCGCCAACGUCGCGAGCUGGGCUGACUCUAUUCGCUAUACCAAAUGGGGGCGUUUCUCCAAAAACUUUCACUUUAUCGACGCGCAUGAUGCGCCCCCUCAUGAUUGCAACGUAAACUACCAGCGCGAUUGCAAGGAGGACGGCUGCGUCGUGUCGGCCCUCGCAAACUACACAACACAUGCUGUAGAUGGUUCACUGCCUGCCUGGGAGAGAGCACAGGCUGCCAAGUUUGUCAUUCACUUCGUCGGUGAUCUGCAUCAACCACUUCACAACGAAGACGUAUCUCGUGGUGGAAACGGCAUCUACGUGCUCUGGGACGGUCGCGAGUACAACUUGCAUCAUGUUUGGGACAGCUCCAUCGCUGAGAAGUCGCUCGGUGGUUUGCGCGGCAAGCCCUACAACUUGGCUAAGACCUGGGCAGGUAAUCUAAUUGAUGAGAUUGAGAGUGGAAAGUAUGCGGCUGAGAAGGAAAGCUGGCUGAAGGACCUAAACUUUGCCGAUGCGAACGGCACCGCAAUGGCCUGGGCGCAAGAGACAAAUCGCUUUGUUUGCAGUCACGUCUUCCCCGAAGGCCCUAAGGCAAUUGUUGGCAAGGAACUCGGUGGCGAGUACUAUGAAAAUGCAGCACCCGUAAUUCAAAGGCAAGUUGCUAGAGCUGGCUAUAGAAUGGCAGCUUGGUUGGACAACAUUGCCGACAAGUUCUUGUCCAAAAACCCUGGCAAGGCCAGCCAGUACACGGAUGAGGACUGGGAUAAGCUGCUGGCGGAGGAGGAGUUGUAAGGUGCCGCACAGUCGGCAGUACCAGCACUGUAGUGUCGAGUCCUAUCUUUGGCAUAGUUUGUUUGCACCGUUUUUAGAAUAGCGUAGCAGGUAUUAAUACAGCAAUAGAGAAACAUCACCGAUCAGAAAACGGAUUGAUUCCAAACGCCCCGUGUCGGUAGCUGACCAACCCCAAGUAGCUUAGCUGAAGUGCGUGGUAU
Molecule: messenger RNA, 1488 nt
Organism: [Torrubiella] hemipterigena
Lineage: Eukaryota; Fungi; Ascomycota; Sordariomycetes; Hypocreales; Clavicipitaceae
Source: the annotation of a GenBank genome assembly